Molecule: messenger RNA, 6786 nt
Organism: Sceloporus undulatus (fence lizard)
Lineage: Eukaryota; Metazoa; Chordata; Lepidosauria; Squamata; Phrynosomatidae
Gene: KMT5C
Product: lysine methyltransferase 5C
Exons: 9
Coding region: 98-1795 (565 amino acids)
Cellular component (GO): nucleus
Molecular function (GO): histone H4K20 methyltransferase activity; protein binding
Source: RefSeq, a predicted model, not a curated record
GUAGUUUUUUGUGCUUAAAACUCACAAUCCCACCCAUUGCUCCUCAGGAGCUAAAGAUGGCAAGCAGGUCUGGGUACAGCAUGGUUCUGGAAGGAAGAUGGGUUCCACUCGGGUGACUGCAAAGGAGCUGUGUGAGAAUGAUGACCUGGCAACAACACUAAUUCUUGACUCCUACCUCGGUUUUAAGACACAUAAGAUGAACGUCAGCCCACUCCCAGCCAUCAGAAGGAAGCACCAUUUGCGCGAAGCAGUGGAAGCUUUCCGGAAGCGCAAGGACCUAGAAGCAGCAUACCAGGCCUUAAUGCAGGGCGGAUGGGCCUGCCACUACUUUGCAAACAGGAGCCGUCAGCAGGAGGCUGCCUUCAAGACUCAUAUAUUUCGUUACCUUCGUAUUUUCCUUCCUGAGAGUGGCUUUGCCAUCAAACGCUGUAGCCGAUAUUCCCUGGAAAUAAAUGGUGCUCGGGUGGUCUCUACAAAAUCAUGGAGAAAGAAUGAUAAGUUGGAGCUCCUGGAAGGUUACAUUGCAGAGCUGACAGAACAAGAUGAAAGCCUCCUGCGGUCAGGAGAAAACGACUUCAGCAUCAUGUAUUCUACACGGAAGCAGUGUGCCCAGCUGUGGCUGGGUCCUGCAGCCUUCAUUAAUCAUGACUGCAGGCCGAAUUGUAAGUUUGUCCCAAUGGAUGGAAACAUUGCUUGUGUCAAGGUGCUGCGGGACAUUGAGCCAGACGAUGAGAUCACAUGCUUCUAUGGCGAUGGCUUCUUUGGAGAGAAUAAUGAAUUGUGCGAGUGCUACACUUGUGAAAGAAAGGGAGACGGAGCCUUCCGCCUCCUCAAUCAGACACCAUCACCAUCUAUCUUGGUCAAUGAGAAAUACCUACUGAGGGAGACAGAUGGCCGUCUACAGCGGUGGAAAAACAAGUCAUGCAAGUUGGCCCAGCGUAGUGUGAAAGUGGGACAUAAAACCCGGCGCAGGAGGGCACGAUUACGUGGUGCUUUACGUAGAUCUAGUCUUCGCUGGUACUUUAGGAUGCUAAAACCUUUAUACAUCCCUGUGCACGACUGCUUGGCCUGCAGUGCGCAUAGAUGUAAGCUCCGUAAGCAGCCACUGGUACGCCUGAUUCGCUGUCCUACUUCCAUGUUACCUGCACCACAUCUCCGGCGUUCAAAGCGCUCCAGAGCUCAGCGGAACUAUUCCUUCACAGCAAAGCACAAUUUGUCUCUGAACCAGAGCUGGGUAAAUCAGCGCAGCUUGGUUGUGAAUCUUGGCGAGAGGGUUUCCUUGGACUGUUUAAGGUUGCAGACAAACAAACAGUUUGAGAAUGGGGAGCAACAACCACAUAGCAACAAUGGGGAACUUAGCCAGGUAGUUGAGGAUCAUCACACAGGAGAUGUGGAGAGCCACGCAGAGGUCUCAGAGCCCCAUGGAUCAGGAGAACAAGCACCACUCAGGUCUUCAGGCCCUCUCUCCUCCAGCCAGCUACUCUGCAGAACAAGGAGCAUGGCCAGGCUUCAAGCUCAGCUUUUGUCCAAAUCUCAGCUGGCUCUACCAGCAGUAGACCCCAAACUUUCCCAGUAUGCUCAUGUCUGCCUUGGGGGAUCCCGCUUAGGAUACAGGCAGCACUGGAAGCAGCCUCCUCCAGAUCCAGUGGAGAAGGAAAAUGUAGAGAAACAGGAUCCUCCCAAGCAAAUGGUCUCUUUUCCCCCUUUUGUUCCACCCAAACGGCUGCGACUGGUUGUAAGCCAUGGCUCCAUUAACCUUGAGGUGGCUUCAGGCUCCUGUGAGGAGCUGUCUUGAUCUUACUGUACCUCCAGGUACUGAGAAGAGACUGUACCUUCUCACUCAACUUUGAUUCUUGAUAAACCAGGGCAAAAAUCAUACAGUAUAUAUUUUCCCCUUCCCCACCCCAGUUACCUUUCAUGGAGCAAGAAGCCUUCUCUUGUCUCUUCUGAUGUGACAUCCAUGAAGGGCACAAGGUUGUGUCUUUGCUAAGGACACAACACUGUGUUCCAUUAUUUCUCUUUUUUCGUAACGCAGAUUAUUUUUCAGUUUUCAGAGUGCUUUCCCCAUCAGUUCCAUACUAUUUUCAUUUUAAAAGUGCAUUCCAUGAUGUAGCCAGACCUUACUACACACCUUUGAAACAAGCCAUAUAAAAGGCUGCAUGGAUACUUGGGAUUACCACCCUAUGCUGUCUUCUUUUUGUGCUCUGCUUUCUCUCCUCAAGACAUCUUCUGUCUUUUGACUCGAGGUGUGCCCAUGCUCUGGUUUGUAGCAGUUCAUCCAUGGACUUUUCUACAGGCUCACAUGGUGCUUUUGCUGUUUGUCACCCUAUCAAAGCUGUGAAGCUGACAUAGGUCAUGUGACUUAUGGAUGAAGGAAAUUUACUACCAAUCAGGGAAGCCUCUUUAACCCAUUAAAGAAAACCAGCAACCAGAAGUGCACAAUUGCAUGAAACCCAAGCUCUUCAACCCAUUUAACCUGAUGGCGGCUGCUGCUUGCUAAACAGGCUUAUUUAGGGAAUUAAACUGUUUCCCCAUUCCCCCACCUCUUUUUGGGUGCCUACUGUUAAAAGACAUCUAAUUUUCUAGUUUUUCAAGCCACUUUUGUAUUAGGUCUGUCUUUAUCUCUUCUCUCUGCUGGGACUUUUAAACAAAUGUAUACUGGGACAUUUUUAGACUCCUAAUAAACUCAAAGCAUUCAGGUUUUUAUAUUUGAUACAGUUGAGGUUUGAUAGUGUUUUCAGAAUACUAGUGCAUUAGACAGAUUUAUGCAAAUAUUUCAAACUAGUUAAGUGGUAGAGAAUGAAAUAGUUAUGCUUUUCAGCACUAGUCCAGGGACUGCUUGGCUCAGGGGCAUUGUGAUAAGGCACCUUCCUUUUGUGAGGUGUUGGCUUGAGCAGGAUAAAUGCCUCUGCUUGUCUGGUGGUUGCUCUGUUUGGUUUAAAACCACUUGCAGUAAAUGGAUCUUCUGUAUAUCCACUGCCUCAGUCCUGGCAGUUCUUGAGACAUCUAGCAGAUGGAUCUCAUUUCAGUGCUUAGGCAUCAAGCUGUAAGUUCAGAUUCAGGUACCAACAGCUACUGGGCAGAUGGGAGAAUUGUACCCAACUGUUUUCUGAGAGUAGUUGCUUUGUUUUGCAGGUGGCAAUUUUAUGGAGAACGUUGGAAUCAUAGCAGAGACUCUGAUUCUAAUCUUUCACCUCCUUUCGUGUUUGGUCCCCACCUCAAUGCAUUUCAGUCUUAACAAGGCUUCUCCAUAUAACAUUAGAAAGAUAAAUGUGCAUAUGGGAGUCACACUGGUAUCUUAAGGCUGCAGUCCUAUGCAUACAUCUGUGGAGUUUAACUCCUGUUGAAUAGGAUCCUGCUGAAAAAGUCCUUGAUCCCUGAGUUGAGAAGUCAGUCUUAGAGAAGCUUUGUAGUUUGCCUGGCAUGCAUUUUAGCUCUGAGAUGAACAGUGUAUUGUAGUUCAGGCCUUCUGCUGUACACAGCUCUGCAAGUGUAGGUGCUGAUUCCUGAGUAAUUUGUGUGUUUGAAAGUGGUUUUUAGACAAUAGUUUGUGAGAGGUAUAAGGGCACAGCUUGCAGUUAGGAGGGGCUCUAGUUAUUCACUCUUUUUCAUUAAUGAAACUGUUAUUCAGGGAGCAUCGGUUAAACUUUAUUUCUUCAUAGCAGCUGUAUUUGGACACUGGAAUCCUGGUUUAUGAAGAGAUCACCAAGAUUGUAUGUGUUGUCUACUUGUUUCCACUUGCAGUCGGAGCAGCUAAACAACUUAUAGUCUUAAAGUUUGUGGUUCAUUUAUUGUGACAGCAGAUGCUCUGGUUUAUAUCUCUCAGUAAGCUAUAGAAAUCCUGGGCAAAUGAGGCUUGUUGUUAUUAGGAAAACAGGCCAAAGCACUGGCUGUUGUUGGGUUUACCUGCUCCUGCUGUUAGUAGGAACAGCCAAGAGGCAUGUUGCAAUAUCUGCUUGUCCUCAGUGAGCUAGGUUUCCUGCAAUUUCAUCAGUUACUGUGAGGUUUGAACAGGGUCAGUGAUUAUGCCAAGUUUUUCUGACAACUGAGACAAUUUUGGAAGAGCAUAACCUUCAUAGAAACACAGAAAAUCUGCAGAGUUCCAGUUACCAACACUGCCCUUCUAAAGACCCCAGUCAGUCAUGUUUACUGGUAUAGCUGAUUCUGCUGUGAUGGACUGUAGAAGGAAUACAAAUCUUUGUUAUGGAGUACUUUCUUGGAUGAUUACAACUGUACAUACUCAAGUGAAGGCAUCAGAGAAAUGUGCUCAAGUAGGCUGUGAAAAGCAGUCUCCUCCAUUGGUGGUGUUCACUUACCAACCUGCAAGAUAGAAAAUACACAGUUUAUGCUGGGAAUUUCUGUCAUUUUCAGGACCUUCACAGUGUGUAAAGUUGUUUCAGAAUGGCCAAAAUAUUCCAUUCCACACUCACAAAAGAGAGUUGGAAAAUGUUUGCCACUGCACAUGAGUGUGUUUUUCACUAAGGGUUGAUACACAAAUGAAACUGCAUGUCUUUCCCUGCUUCUCAAGUUUGUAUUUAUGUCUAUGUUGCAAGAUAUCUUCUUUAAAUAGUCUUUUCUCUUUUUUCUUAAACAUUCUAGUUUAUUAGCAAUGUAUAUAUUUUAGACAGAUGAGCCCAGUUAUUUGUUAGGUGUGCACCCCUUUUCAUUUAAGCACAACACCUUGUGCAUAUGACAUGGCAUUCAUUCUGUGUCAAUGCAUAGCCCUAUCCCAAUAGAGCCUUGACCCAAACUUAGGAAAAUGUGUUUAUCUCCUUUUUGUUUAGGUGUUAUUUUUGGCGGCAGGGGGGAGUACAUUGAAAGAAAAUCAAAACAGUGGUGAUAAUAGUAUUGACAGAUAUUACAAGGCAUGCAUUUUCACCUAUGUAUCAACAUUUGAGUACAACACAAAGACCUGUAUUAAAAAUAACUUUUCAUUCUUCCUAACUAGCUCAAGAACCCUUCUGCUAGGAGUGCCCAUAUUUAUUUUCCUGCCUGCUACUCUAUCUGUUUUGUGGCUGUUCCAUGUUUGUUGUUAGUAGCAGACUAGUGCACAACCUUUAGGUAGUAACUGUUAUGGUGGUUUGGGGGUGGGGAGAGGAGGAGGGUAAGAUGAUCGAGGGCUUUGGGGAAGGGGUGGGUGGGGAGGGUGGAUGUUGCUAGCCAGGACACUGAAUGCUCCCUGUUGAAGGGUGGGCUGGGGCUCAGUUUUCACCUUUCUGUGCCUCUUGUUUUCCCCAUCUUUUAAGGUGGGUUUAUACUGUAAGCUACCUCGUUUGGGAAGGAAAGCAUCAAGACACCUCUCCAGCCUCUGUCUUUGAUCUGCUUUCAGUCCUGUGUCCGUUUAGUCUCUCCUUCCUUCUCCCACCCUCAUCUCCAUCACUCACAUUAAAAACAUUCAUAUUCUCAUGAGUGGAAGGAUAGUAAGCCCAGCUGUCUUCUGUCCUUCCACCCUGGCUAAAUGUUUUUUCUUUUUCUCCUGAUCAGAAACUUUUCAGGGUUAGUCUUUUUUUGUUGCACCAUCAUCUCAGCUUCAGUCUGAUCCUUUGAAGUCAGCCACCUCCUUUUUGCCUCUCCAUGUGCCAGUCUCUGUUCCCUGACGAUGCCAUUGUUUGUUACAUUGCUACUUCCAUCUACUGUAAGAGGCUUUUAAAGCAUUCUUGGAGCCAGUCAAUCACCAUUUCAGAAGAGAAAAAAAAUCCAUAAAAGCUAUGCUCAGGAAAUUGAGGUACUUUUGACCCUUGCAAAGGGAGAAUAUAGGGAAACUGGACACAAUAAAGUCUGGAUGGCUGGGUUCCUCAGGGAAGGGUGAGGUGGAGGGUUACAGGGGAUCACCUUCUAUCCUGAUGUUUUCAGUUUUGACCCCAGUGCAUCAGUCUUGCCUUUUGUGGUAAGUUCACUUCUAACUUCAAUUUGAUUUGACUUUAUAAAGCACUGAGUUGAUCAGCCCAUAAUAUUCAGGAUCUAGGGUGUGGAUAUGUGACUGUUCUUUGCUCCCCACCCCUCAUUAAAUGUUCCCUAUGCUUUAUUUAAAUAAUAAAAUUCCAGUACUUGUCCAUUCACAAUAGGAACAUUUUUAAAAAACUAAACCAGGCAGGUCUGUCUGUCUGUUCCUUGCACAAAAAGGAGAGGGGAAAGGGGUGAUGCCACAGUUGAGGCAUGUACUUCCAGGGCUGUGUGUACUCUGUGCUUUUUUUUUAAAAAAAAAUACAAAUCACCACAAACUAAACUCCACCUGCAUGCAUUAGGAAAAUUAAUCUAGUUUUCAUGUUGUUGUUUUUUAAGUUUCUUUUGUUGGGGUGGGGAGGGUAGUUAAGCUUUGACCACAGGAAAUUAUCAUCUCCUUCCUGUCCACCUUACUUUUUUAGCUUUUAAAAUGUGAUGAGGCCCCCAGAAUUUCAAACUUGCCAUCUUAGCCUUGAAGGCUGGAAACUUUAAAAUUAAAGGCCCUAUAUCAAGUUUUAAAUCUGCACUUGUGCAGUAUGAUGGUGGAAUGCACACAGCCCUGGGUGUAUGUUGGUUUGGAUUGAGAAUUGGGAAGAAUUGAGGGAGGAAGGGAGGGGGGUAUUUUUUAAUGGUGCUAUAUUGAAGAGGGUGGUUGGAGGGUGCUCUCAGCUCCUGGAGUGGGAGUUUUGAGGCCCCAGGGUAGUUUUUGCCCCCACAAUCAGGCCGGUAUCCUGAAGAGGGGGUGAAGGCGAAACCUUGUGUUUGUAUUUUUAAUGGUGUGUGUGUUAGGGGGAGCGUAAUACUUUUUAAGAUACUUGAUUGGAAUAAAGUCUUUUAAAGCUA